Messenger RNA from Lodderomyces theae, 1998 nucleotides. RefSeq lists its product as uncharacterized. The coding region runs from base 1 to 1998 and encodes 665 amino acids. The transcript has a single exon. Gene Ontology annotation, molecular function: ribosomal large subunit binding; tRNA binding. Gene Ontology annotation, biological process: rescue of stalled cytosolic ribosome; ribosome-associated ubiquitin-dependent protein catabolic process. Gene Ontology annotation, cellular component: RQC complex. NCBI's taxonomy places the organism in Eukaryota, Fungi, Ascomycota, Pichiomycetes, Serinales, Debaryomycetaceae. The record is from RefSeq and is a predicted model, not a curated record.
AUGGCACCACUGAAAUCACCACCACCACCAAAGUCUACUGAUGCUGUAGAAAAGCAAAUAUUGGAAUUGAGUAUUGAUGAAAACGCACCAAAUGUCAUUCAUCAAAAGAAUCUCGCUGCUGAAAGAUUAAACAAAGCUAAAACGAAGCGUGAUCAAGAGAUUCAAUCUUUGAAAGAUGAGCAGGCUGUGAAUGCAAGGAAAGGUGAAUUGAUCCAGCUACAUUCGAGUCUAGUUGAUGAAUGUAGACAAUAUGUUCAACAAUUUGUGGAUCAGCAAAUGGAUUGGACAAAUAUGGAGUUGGCAAUCAAACUUGAAAAGAAGAAGCCGGGAUCCAUUGCUAGGUAUAUUGAGUUACCUUUACGUUUGAAGGAGAAUCGUUUUGUUGUAAGGUUGGAGGAUCCUGAUAGUCGUGGCGAAGUCAACGGGAAGUCCUUGGAUGGCAGUGAUGAAAAUAGUGAGUCGGACAGCAACACUGACUCUGAUUCUGAUUCUGAUUCUGACUCUGCCUCUGACAGCGACGAUACCGAUAGUAAUAAAGAGUAUACGUCUAGCCCUGCAAAAGAGAAAUCUCCAGCACCUGAUAGCUCCCUUACAGAAAAGUACACCAAUAAGGGAACACCUGUCAGUAUUGAUUACACGUUGAGUUCCUAUGCUAAUGCUAGCUUCUACUUUGAGAUCAAGAAAGCGGCAGAGGCUAAGCAGGCUAAAGUUCAAAAAGGUGCUGAAAUCGCCUACAAAAACGCUGAGAAAAAGAUUAAUCAGGAUUUGGUAAAGAACUUGAGACGGGAGAAUGGGGGUGUUUCUAAACUGGAGAGGGAAAAAUUCUGGUUUGAAUCUUUUUACUGGUUUGUUUCAAGUGAAGGGUAUUUGUGUUUGGCGGGUAGAACCAAAUCGCAAACCGACAUGCUUUAUUUCAAAUACUUUAGUGAUGACGAUUUUCUUGUGAGUUCAGAGAUCGAAGGAUCGUUAAAAGUGUUUGUCAAGAACCCAUUAAAAGGCGAGUCAGUGCCGCCAUCAACAAUUUUGCAAGCGGGGAUUUUUGCAAUGUCUGCAUCGCAGGCUUGGAAUGGGAAAGUCAAUACUGCGGCUUGGGUGUUGCAUGGGAGUGAAGUGUCAAAGUAUAGUAGUUCAUCGGGAGCUUUACUUCCGCCUGGAGAUUUUGAGUACCUUGCGAAAAAGCAUUUUCUACCUCCAGCUCAGUUAGUCAUGGGGUUUGGGUUGUACUUUUUAGUUGAUGAAGAGUCAGCAGAACGAUACAAACAGCAGAGGGUUGGAAAGGAGAAGGAGCAUGGGUUAGUGAGGGUUUUGGACAACAAAAAACGAGUACUUGAAAAUACAAAAGUGACCAAUGUGAAGACAGAGGAGGUUUUAGAAGAGCGUGGAUCAGAACUUGAUGACACAGAUUCUGAAAUUCAAGAUUCCUCAACCACAAAGAGUAAGAGAGCCAAGUCGAAAAAGAAUACUUUAAAGUAUGAUGACUUGGAUGAAGAGGAGAAAGAGUUGAGAAUGAAGUUGUUGGGGAUUGGUAAAAAGAACAAAGAGGUGAAGAGGGAGAGCAAAGUACUGCAAGCACCUAAAACCAAAGGCGAUGCCAAUGAGGCCAGUAGACAGAAACAAGAGGAAGAAGUACAAGGGUAUCUACUUGAAGCAGAUGCUUCUAAUGAAGCCCUCUCAUCAUUUUUUGAUACGAUGGAUUACCUAACUCCUAAGCCCGCCGUUGGUGAUACUGUUCUUGACGUGGUGCCAGUAUUUGCGCCAUGGUCCGCGUUGCAAAAAUUCAAGUAUAAAGCCAAAAUUCAGCCGGGAUUGGCUAAGAAAGGGAAAUCAAUUAAUGAAAUUAUCAACUACUUUACAAAAAGACGUUUGGAUACCAGCAGGUCAGACCCUGACGUAGACUGGCCAGCUGAGAGAGAGCUUGUCAAUGCAGUCAAACCGAAUGACUUGAUGGGCGUGUUUACUGUGAACAAGAUGAGAUUAAUAGUCCCAAAGAAUAAGUAG